AUGGUCUCAAUCAACAUCUUCAUCAUCUCUACCCUCGCGGCCUUUGUUGCCGCUCAAGCCGGUUUCUUCGUCACCCAGGUUUCCCAGGGAAUUGUUUCUGGUUUUGUUCAGGGUCGAUCCUCCGGUGUCGACGAGCAGGUUGCCUCUUCCGAGGCCGCUGAACUCGUUUCCCUCAUCCUCAACGACCCCACCCUCAACCCCCAGUUCCAGACCGCCGCUGACCUCGUUGCCUUUGGUUUCGACGGCCCCAAGUUUGUCUCCUUCGUCUCCCAGGCCGCCACCGCCUACUCGUCUUUCAAGGAUGGCCCCAACUUCCCCAUCGCCACCUCGUACUUCAAGGAGCACAAUACUGACUUCAACCUCAACAGUGCUAUUCUGUCUGCCCAGGCCCAGGUCACCUUCUACAUUUCUCUCUUUACCCAGCAGCUCAACCCCCUCACUGUCACUCCUGCCGUUCAGACUGCCACUGCUUCCGGUAUCUCUCUGGCCAAGGACCUUUUCUCUGAGCUUGGCAAUUAUGAUGCCGUCACAGUCAUCCCCUGGUAG
Yarrowia lipolytica CLIB122 is the source of this 546-nucleotide messenger RNA. RefSeq lists its product as uncharacterized. NCBI's taxonomy places the organism in Eukaryota, Fungi, Ascomycota, Dipodascomycetes, Dipodascales. The record is from RefSeq and is a predicted model, not a curated record.